Messenger RNA from Salarias fasciatus (jewelled blenny), 1516 nucleotides. It is a transcript of the gene pax3a, whose product is annotated as paired box 3a. Gene Ontology annotation, biological process: anatomical structure development; regulation of transcription by RNA polymerase II. Gene Ontology annotation, molecular function: DNA-binding transcription factor activity, RNA polymerase II-specific; RNA polymerase II cis-regulatory region sequence-specific DNA binding. Lineage: Eukaryota; Metazoa; Chordata; Actinopteri; Blenniiformes; Blenniidae. The record is from RefSeq and is a predicted model, not a curated record. The transcript has 9 exons. Bases 1 to 1467 code for a protein of 488 amino acids.
AUGACAGCGCUGGCAGGAGGCUUACCGAGGAUGAUGAGACCCAGCCCGCACCAGAACUACCCCCGGGGAGGGUACUCUCUGGAAGUCUCCACUCCUUUGGGCCAGGGUCGGGUCAACCAGCUCGGCGGAGUCUUCAUCAACGGCAGGCCUCUCCCCAACCACAUCCGACAUAAAAUCGUGGAGAUGGCCCAUCACGGCAUCCGUCCGUGUGUCAUCUCCCGUCAGCUGCGGGUGUCCCACGGCUGCGUGUCCAAGAUCCUGUGCCGGUACCAGGAGACCGGGUCCAUCCGGCCCGGGGCCAUCGGAGGCAGCAAGCCGAAGCAAACCGCGUCUCCAGAGGUUGAUAAGAAAAUCGAAGAGUACAAAAGAGAGAAUCCGGGAAUGUUCAGCUGGGAAAUCAGAGACAAGCUGCUGAAAGACGGAAUCUGCGACAGGAACAACGUUCCUUCAGUGAGCGCCAUCAGCCGCAUCAUGCGCUCCAAAUUCGGCGGAGUUGGAGACGACGAGGAGGAGGAGGAGGAUGAAGUGGUGAAGAGGGCCAUGGAGGAAAACGAACCGCGGACCAAACACAGCAUCGAUGGCAUCCUGGGAGACAGAUCCAGCCACUCGGACGAGGGCUCGGACGUGGACUCCGAGCCGGGCCUGCCGCUGAAGAGGAAGCAGCGCCGCAGCCGCACCACCUUCACGGCCGAGCAGCUGGAGGAGCUGGAGAGGGCCUUCGAGCGCACACACUACCCCGACAUCUACACCCGGGAGGAGCUGGCUCAGCGCGCCAAGCUGACCGAGGCCCGGGUUCAGGUGUGGUUCAGCAACAGAAGAGCCCGCUGGAGGAAACAAGCAGGAGCCAAUCAGCUGAUGGCGUUCAACCACCUGAUUCCGGGUGGAUUUCCUCCGUCGGCGAUGCCGGGCUUGCAGCCCUACCAGCUGUCAGAGAGCCCCUACCCCCCCACAUCUAUCGCUCAAGCCUCUGAGCAGCCCAGUACCGUCCACCGACCGCAGCCUCUGCCGCCCACCUCCGUGCACCAGAGCGGGCUCGGCUCGGCGGCGGCCCCCCAGGACGGAGGCUCGCCGUACUGCCUGUCCUCCGGACGGCACGGCUUCUCCGGGUACUCCGACGGCUUUGUGGCCCCGGCGGGACACGGCAACUCGGUCAACCCCGCCAUCAGCAACAGCCUCUCUCCGCAGGUGAUGGGUCUCCUGAACCCCGGCGGAGUGCCUCAUCAGUCCCAGAGCGACUUCGCCCUGUCCCCUCUGACCGGAGGCCUGGAGCCCAGCGGAGGCAUGGCGGCCAGCUGCCACGGCUCGCAGCGCCUGGAGGCUCUGCCGGGCCUGACCAGCAUGCCGGCUCUGCCCAGCAGCCAGUCGUACUGCCCCCCGUCCUACACCUCCCCGGCCUACGCCGUGGACCACCACCCGUCCUACCAGUACGGACAGUACAGCCAGAGCAAGGUGCCUUUCAUUAUAUGAAUCCCCCCCUAAAGAAGAAGCUGAUCCGGCCGCUCCGACGUUCAUUCCA